Messenger RNA from Cucurbita maxima (winter squash), 3014 nucleotides. Its product is annotated as pentatricopeptide repeat-containing protein At5g15010, mitochondrial. NCBI's taxonomy places the organism in Eukaryota, Viridiplantae, Streptophyta, Magnoliopsida, Cucurbitales, Cucurbitaceae. The record is from RefSeq and is a predicted model, not a curated record. Gene Ontology annotation, molecular function: protein binding. The coding region runs from base 664 to 2529 and encodes 621 amino acids. The transcript has 3 exons.
CUCGAAAUGUUACCGAUUUGUGCCGCGAAAUGUCCAAAAAGCCUUUCUAUGCCAAAAAUAGCAAUUCCAUACUUGAUUUCACGCAAUGAAAAGAGGAACCGACCCAGAUACUGAAAGCAGGGCUAGCUCAUACUCCAAUUCUUGCAGCCUUCUCGAUUCUACACUUCACUGGUGAGUUUGUACUUGUCAAAUUAGUUUGUUGUGUGACACUAUCUGCGAUUUAAAGCAGCCAUGGAAGAUGGUUCAGCAGUCGAGGAGUGGGUGAAUCUUGAAGAGGACAAUUACAUGGAAGAGAUGGACGAUGCCUCUUUGAAACAUGAAAAUGUAACUAUUGACCGAGAAAAUUGAUUCAGUGAUUAGAAUUUCAUUGGCAGACUGCAUAAGAAGAACGAGAUUAAGACUUGAGAGUGACGUGCCUCGUUGUCGACAAUCAUAUUGGUGCUUCUCAGACUGGAAGUUUCCCCAUUCACUGUAGCCUAUCUUCACACUUCCGACUGUGAUGUCCAGGUAGUACAACUCCGCCUUCUCUCAUCUUGAUCAGUAGGCACAUUCCAUUUUUGUAUCUACUCUGGUUUUCUCUCGGACAAACACUUGGAGCUUGUAACUUUUUCCACAAUAUGUGGAAAGUAUGACCUGAUUUUUGCAGAUUGCUUCUAGCUUACUAUGUGGAAUGGAAGAAUGAGAUCAAAGUUUUGCGCAUUGUCGCUUCUGAGUAAUACACAUUUCAGUUGCUCUUCUGUUAAAUCCACCCAACAUGUUGUGCGCAGGGCUCUUACCAGUGCUACCGUGGCCUCUGGUUUUAGUUCAUGGCCUACUCGCAUUCAUACUGUCUACCCUACUACUGCAUUGAACUCCAAUGUUGGGGAUCUUUUCUCCUCUGGCUUUUGUUCUCGCUAUUAUAGUUCUCCGGGUUCAAACUGCGAUAUUUUGAACAUGCCUUCAGAAGAAGCUAGUCAACAUGCAGCCAAUGAUGAUCAUGUUAGUGACGAUGAUGAUGAUGAUCGAGAAGAGCAUGAAGAGGAUAACAUGAACAUUGAGCAAUUGAACAUCAAUGACAAAGGUGUGAUACGAGAUGUGGAUGCCAUUAUGGAUAUAUUUCGUGGGUUUCGGAAUGUAGAUCGAAUUCAAGUAAAGAAUAAGCUUGAGCAUUGCUGUAUUAAGGUCUCAGGGGAGUUGGUAGUCACAGUACUUUCUCGGAUCCGUAAUGAUUGGGAAGCAGCAUUCACUUUUUUUGUUUGGGCUGGUAAGCAGCCUGGCUAUACCCACUCUAUACGUGAAUAUCAUUCAAUGAUUUCAAUUCUUGGGAAAAUGAGGAAGUUUGACACGGCAUGGGCCUUGAUCGACGAGAUGAGAGGAGGGACAACGGGCUCUUCUCUUGUGACACCUCAAACUCUAAUAAUCAUGAUUAGGAGAUACUGUGCCGUUCAUGAUGUUGGUAAAGCUAUAAAUACCUUCCAUGCUCAUAAAAGAUUCGGAUUCAAAGUUGGACUAGAGGAAUUUCAAAGCCUUCUCUCUGCCCUCUGCCGUUACAAAAAUGUGAAGGAUGCUGAAUAUUUACUCUUUUGCAACAAAGAUGCGUUCCCGUUUAACACAAAGAGCUUCAAUAUUGUCCUCAAUGGAUGGUGCAAUAUAAUUGGCAGUCUUCGCGAUGCAGAGAGAAUUUGGAGGGAGAUGACGCAGAGGGGUAUCGGUCAUGAUGCUGUCUCAUAUGCAAGUAUAAUUUCUUGUUACUCAAAACUUCGCAACCUUUAUAGGGUGCUCAGGCUUUUUGACAAUAUGAAGCAAAUGAAAAUUGACCCUGAUAGGAAAGUCUACAAUGCAGUCAUUCACGCUCUUGCCAAAGGUGGGCUUCUGAAAGAAGCUAUCGAUCUCAUAAAAACAAUGGAGGAGAAGGGCAUUAUUCCAAAUGUUGUUACUUAUAACUCGGUUAUCAAACCUCUAUGCAAGGCCCGGAAAUUCGAUGAUGCUAGAGUGGUUUUGGAGGAGCUGUUGGAGCGGGGCCUCUGCCCGACAAUUCAGACAUAUCAUGCGUUCUUGAGAUUCCUGAGAACGGAGGAAGAAAUAUUUGAGGUAUUGGAGAAGAUGAGAACAAUGGGGUGCAAUCCAACCACUGAAACCUACAUAAUGUUGAUCAGAAAAUUUUGCCGAUGGCGGCAGCUUGAUAUUGUUUCCAGAAUAUGGCAUGAAAUGAGUGAAAAUGGAAUUAGUCCUGAUCGCAGCUCUUAUAUUGUCUUAAUACACGGUCUCUUCUUGAAUGGAAAACUAGAAGAUGCAUAUAAAUACUAUUUGGAAAUGAAGGAAAAAGAGUUGCUUCCUGAACCAAAGAUAGAUGAGGUACUAAAAGCUUGGCUUGCUGGUAAGCCUGUGAUUCAAGGCUACAUGAAUGGUUCAUCAGAGAAUACAUCAGAUUCUUCUGGGGAAGGCAAGAACUCGAACUCGAAAUUGUUCCCCAAAAAAAUUGAUUUUCACAGACAACCUGAGAUCAGAAAGGUUGCAAGAGAUUCUGGUUUUUCAUUUUGGAAGCAGUAAGAUUUUGUAGUAUAUCUUAUCCCAUCGACCUUGAGGAUCAAAUGGAUUGUUGCACGACUUCAACCGUUCAUCUGAGGUUCGCAUCAGGUGCCUUCAACCUCUCUUUUCAUCUCACAGUGAACCUUUUUCCUUCCAUUACACCGCCAAUGCUUUUGAAGCCUAGUAAACUUUUUUACACAUGCCCGGAUCCUAAGAGGUUAGAGGUACUAAUCUUCAGACCGCACAUGUUUAUUUUCUUUUGUAGCGAUGUCGAUGUAUGAGCUGUUUGAAACCGUCCAUAGCAAGGCAAAACUUGGCCAUUUAGGAUUUGAAUCAAAUAUCUAAGCACAUGAAGCCAUGCUUAGGUAAACAUCGCUCGAUGAUAGCGUUUUAAAAUCAUCAGUUUUACCAGACAUUAUUCAAAGCUCUCAACUAAUUUCUUCCAUUAAAAUUGUGGAAAUUUGUUACAAAAAGGUUGGAUAUAAAAUAAAUUAUUGUUUUAUUUA